CACCCUUAAAUAUUUUAUACUUAUCAGAAACAGACCCAAACCCAACAAUGGCUGCCGCUGCUUUGAGUACAGCGUCCGUAGCAAGAAGAGGCGCAUAUUUACUGCCUCUCCAGCGCACGUUAGAGAAAACUCGUAUAACGUUUCUGUCAACAUGGGCAUCCUCGAAAACGGGUCUCAAUCCUCUGCAACUUUGGUGCAGAAAGAUCAAAGCUUUACCCACUAGAAAGCUGAUAGUUAGAGCUGCUAGAACUGAGUCACAAGGUGUCAAUUUAGGAUUCAGAGCGCCCCAUUUUGAGUUGCAAGAGCCUUUAACUGGGAAAAUUUGGGAACUUGAAGAUUUUGAGUCGUAUCCUGCUUUAUUGGUUAUGUUCAUCUGCAAUCACUGUCCCUUUGUUAUACACUUGAAGAAAGACUUAGUCAAGCUUUCAAAUUUUUAUAUGAAGAAAGGACUUGCAGUUGUUGCCAUAUCUUCAAAUUCUGUGGCUACUCACCCGCAGGAUGGACCAGAGUUCAUGGCAGAAGAUGCUAAAACUUUUAAUUACCCAUUUCCUUAUCUAUAUGACGAGUCACAAGAAGUUGCUCGAGAUUUUGGAGCAGUUUGCACACCAGAGUUUUUCUUGUUUAAGAAGGAUGGUAGGAGGCCAUUUGAGCUGGUGUAUCAUGGCCAGUUUGAUGAUUCCCGACCCACUAAUAAUGUGCCUGUCACAGGAAGGGACUUGAGUCUGGCAAUAGAUAGUGUUCUCAGUGGUCAGCCAGUCUCAUCAAUUCGGAAACCAAGUAUUGGAUGCAGCAUAAAAUGGCAUCCUGGAGCAGGGCUGUAACCUUGUAAGCUUGGUCGUGAUAUAUAACAUUCCACCUUUGCAUUUGUACACAGGUACAACAUAUGUUCUUGCAAGGGUCGGUAACCAUUUUGAUACUCCUACAAUGUCAGAGGCGUUACAUUCAUUAUUUAGGAUUCUCCAAGUGCAUAAGAGAAGGGGAUAGUUUAGUACGUGAGUGUUUUAUUUUAAUUUGAUUUGUUUUCUUGGUGAGGAAGUGUUCAUUUGGGUAUGUACUUACUACAUUAUUAUAAAAUAUAAUGAUAUAUGUGAAUUGUAAGCUUCAUAA
Messenger RNA from Ricinus communis (castor bean), 1107 nucleotides. RefSeq lists its product as uncharacterized. The transcript is spliced from 10 exons. Gene Ontology annotation, molecular function: oxidoreductase activity; antioxidant activity. The record is from RefSeq and is a predicted model, not a curated record. Bases 48 to 821 code for a protein of 257 amino acids. Lineage: Eukaryota; Viridiplantae; Streptophyta; Magnoliopsida; Malpighiales; Euphorbiaceae.